UCUGGACGAGGGACAAUUGUGUUGCGAACUUGGUUCCCUGUAGCUCUAAAGAAGGAGGUCCCGAGGUCGUGGCCGGCUACUUCCGUCUUGGACUCGAUCCCUGCAAGCUAGCCAAGUGGCCCCUGCACCGUUCGUUUCUUCGACAAUUUCACAAAACAUUGAGUCGGAAGGCAGCCACCACAUUAGACAAGCACGCUUACCUGUUUUAGGCGCGUCGACAACAGGGGAUAUUUGAUUGCCCCCACUAACCUUUCAACAACACCCAACGCUUCCCUUUUCCCAAGAUCGUGACAAAUCCAACAUUUGCAGAGGGCUGUGUCUGUCCUGGCUGCUUCACCAACUUUCCUCUCUCCACAUCCGUACCUCUUCAGCUUUUGCAUCACAUCCAUUCGUGACAAUGCGCGAGAUCAUCAGCAUCAACGUCGGCCAGGCCGGUUGCCAAAUCGCCAACUCCUGCUGGGAGCUCUACUGCCUUGAGCACGGAAUUCAGCCCGAUGGAUUUCUGACUGAAGAGCGCAAAGCCGCUGACCCCGACUAUGGCUUCAGCACGUUCUUCUCUGAAACCGGUCAGGGCAAGUAUGUUCCUCGCACCAUCUACUGUGAUCUCGAGCCCAAUGUCGUCGACGAGGUCCGCACUGGCGCCUACCGCAGUCUUUUCCACCCCGAGCAGAUGAUCACUGGCAAGGAGGACGCUUCCAACAACUACGCCCGUGGUCAUUACACUGUGGGCAAGGAGCUGAUCGACCAGGUCUUGGACAAGGUCCGCCGUGUUGCCGAUGCUUGCGCCGGUCUCCAGGGCUUCUUGGUUUUCCACUCGUUCGGUGGCGGCACUGGAUCUGGUUUCGGUGCUCUAUUGAUGGAGCGUCUGUCGGUCGACUAUGGCAAGAAGAGCAAGCUUGAAUUCUGCGUCUACCCCGCCCCUCAGACUGCCACCUCCGUCGUCGAGCCAUACAACUCUAUCCUCACCACUCACACCACCCUAGAGCACUCCGACUGCUCCUUCAUGGUGGACAACGAGGCUAUCUACGAUAUUUGCCGACGAAACCUUGGCCUCGAGCGUCCCAACUACGAGAACUUGAACCGUCUGAUUGCUCAAGUUGUGUCGUCCAUCACUGCCUCUCUGCGAUUCGAUGGCUCGCUCAACGUCGAUCUGAACGAGUUCCAGACCAACCUGGUUCCCUACCCCCGUAUUCACUUCCCUCUGGUCGCCUACGCCCCGGUCGUUUCCGCCGCCAAGGCUGCGCACGAGGCCAACUCGGUCCAGGAAAUGACCAUGUCCUGCUUCGAGCCCUACAACCAGAUGGUCAAGUGUGACCCCCGUCACGGAAAGUACAUGGCAACCUGCUUGCUGUACCGUGGUGACGUUGUCCCCAAGGACGCUCAUGCUGCCGUCGCCACUCUCAAGACCAAGCGCACCAUCCAGUUCGUCGAUUGGUGCCCGACAGGCUUCAAGCUUGGUAUCUGCUUCCAGCCGCCCCAGCUUGUGCCUAACGGAGACUUGGCCAAGGUUAACCGCGCUGUGUGCAUGCUCUCCAACACGACGGCCAUUGCCGAGGCUUGGUCCGCUCUCUCUUCCAAAUUCGAUCUUAUGUACUCGAAGCGUGCCUUCGUCCACUGGUACGUUGGUGAGGGUAUGGAGGAGGGUGAAUUCUCCGAGGCCCGUGAGGAUUUGGCGGCACUCGAGCGCGACUAUGAGGAGGUUGCAACAGACUCUCUGGAGGUCGAGGGUGACGUCGAGGCCGAGUACUAGGCGUCGAGCCCCUGAGGAAGAGGCUUGGUAGCGGUUUUGUCACUCAGUUUCCCACGUGGACACCUAGCCUGUUGCUAUGAUACCCUGUUCGUUUGCGGCAGGGAACAGAGUUGGCCAUUAUGCGCGGGUAUAGAGAAACUUUGUUUUCUUUUGUGAGAAUGGGGCACGAAAACAGGCUGUCUACCCUUAAUUUGAUCACAAGCAAGAAAACAGCCAGGCGAUGCGGAGUAGUAUACACUUGUAAAUCCGUCCUAUCACUUUUAAUAGUUCGACUCGUCAACGUGUAUUCGAGUUUCAUUUUCUGCCA
Molecule: messenger RNA, 2057 nt
Organism: Pseudomassariella vexata
Lineage: Eukaryota; Fungi; Ascomycota; Sordariomycetes; Amphisphaeriales; Pseudomassariaceae
Product: tubulin alpha-1 subunit
Exons: 7
Coding region: 398-1750 (450 amino acids)
Biological process (GO): nuclear division; microtubule cytoskeleton organization; nuclear migration by microtubule mediated pushing forces
Cellular component (GO): cytoplasm; microtubule; nucleus
Molecular function (GO): structural constituent of cytoskeleton; GTP binding
Source: RefSeq, a predicted model, not a curated record